AUGUAUAUGGAGAUUUAUACUAGCGCGGGUUUGGGAAUACGAGACCUACGAUUAGUUAAUACCAGCCUACUUGCAAAAUGGCGGUGGAAACUUUUGUCACAAGAAAAUGAGUUGUGGAAAGAUGUUGUUAUAGCUAGAUAUGGAAGUGAUGUUAUUGGUAAAAGAAAACUAGGGGAUGUAGAUGUACCAAGACUUGCUUCAAAUUGGUGGAGGGACCUAUGUCAUUUGGAGAACGGGUCUAAUUGGUUUAGUCUAGCGGUUGGGAAGAAGGUGGGGAGAGGAGACUCAACAUCUUUUUGGAAUGAAGUGUGGGUGGGCGUCCAAUCCUUACGGCAACGCUUCCCACAUUUUUUUGGAAUUUCUUUGCAACAACAAGUUGUGAUUCAAGAGGCAGGAAGUUUGAUUGAUGGUAGAUGGCAGUGGAACUUGAUGUGGCGCAGGGAAAUGUUCCAAUGGGAGGAGGAUCAAUACAGUGAGUUAGUUGAAAUUAUCGCACCAUUCUUUCCCUUGGAUAUUAAUGACAAGUGGUUGUGGCUUGGAGAUGGAAUUCAGGGUUUUACUGUCAAAACAACAUAUCUGCAAUUGGAGAAUGUGGCAAAUAAUCGCAGGACACUAGAACCGAUCGAGGUUUUUGUUUUUAAAAGGCUAUGGGAGAGUGCUUCGCCUUCCAAGAUACGUGCUUUUGUGUGGCAGCUGUUACUAAACCGUGUGCAGACCAAGGAUAAUUUAUACAAGCUAAAGAUGUUGCGAACUGAUCAACAAACGUGUGUGAUGUGUGAACGAAAGGCUGAAACUGCAGUUCAUCUUUUCCUUCAUUGUGAUUGUGUGUCGAAGGUUUGGUAUGAAUUACGAGGUGGUUGGGUUUUACCUUGA
Molecule: messenger RNA, 873 nt
Organism: Trifolium pratense (red clover)
Lineage: Eukaryota; Viridiplantae; Streptophyta; Magnoliopsida; Fabales; Fabaceae
Exons: 2
Coding region: 1-873 (290 amino acids)
Source: RefSeq, a predicted model, not a curated record